Molecule: messenger RNA, 4067 nt
Organism: Porites lobata
Lineage: Eukaryota; Metazoa; Cnidaria; Anthozoa; Scleractinia; Poritidae
Source: the annotation of a GenBank genome assembly
AUGAAAAAAGACGAGGUUCUUUCAACCAUGCCUCUACUUACAGUCAACCCAUCAGAGCUUGAAAAUAAGAAGCUCACAGUAGAGAAAGCAAUGAGGUACUUACAAUGUUUUGUACAUUCACAAACAGGUGCACUAUAAUAGCUCUGCCAAUGUCAGGGACACUGGUUACUACAGCACAAAAAAACAAACAAGUGACAGCCAAUUUGGUCUUAACAAAUAAAAAUACUUUUUUAAGGAUGAAAAUAAAUGAAUGCAUCACAUCCAACAAUGGUCAUGUAUGGUAUUUCAACCCAUUCCAACCAAUUGCAUUUUGCCAUCUUUGCCUACAUGAAACCACACAUAAAAAAUCUGAAACAAGAUUCCAAUAAAUUUAUCCAAAUAGAAUCAAUGACUACUCUAAAUACUAUAUAAAUCAUAUACAAUUCCCUUUUUUUAAAAAGCAUUCAAAACAGGAAGCUCUCUGCAGACUCUCAGGCAGCAUAGACAACAUAGUGGUCUCGAGUGCCAAGUGACUAAUUCGGCUAAGGUUGCCUGAAUAAAUGAAUUAAUUCACCACAGACUACUAAUUAAGCUUUAAACACUCUUCUCGUUUGAUAAAGCCAAAUUUUUGUGUAUAAUAUUCAGUACUUACAGUAACAUUUUUCAAUCAAGUAGUUGCAAAUGAUUGAAGAGCUGUAACGCUUAUCUCUCUGUGAGAGAGGGACUAACAAUUUUUUUUAAAUUAUCUGAUAGGUAAAUUAAAUAACAUGUACAGUUAUAUUGUAACAAAUUUAUGCAAAUCAAAAAAAAUAGAAAUGGUAAAGCGCUGGUUGAAUUUUCAUGUAGUUGCAGCAAUCAGUGAGUCUUGUUUGUUAUCUUUUCUACCAGGAUCUUCUCCAGAGUACUAGUAAUCCCUUUUGAAGAGAUAACUUUGGGAGAUACGUUAGUAGAGAGGAUGAAACUCAAACAGAGCCUUGAGGCAAAAAUGGAACAAUCCAUCAACAGCUGUGGGGUUUUGCUAAAACUUCACAACAUAUUUGAUGGCCUUAUAGAAGAUGAAGUGUCGAAAGACAUUGAAGAGAUCAUUCCUAAAGAGAUGGACAGUCGUUCCCAGGAGAAUUACUUUCUCCUUAUCUUUACAGUUUGCAAGGUAAAAUAAUGUUCAUUGUACUGAGACACUUAGGGUCUGUUUACAUGGACGUAGAGGACCCCAGGAAGGUGAGCAGAGGUAACCUGCCUGCCGUCAUAACUACUCAUAUGAAUAUAAUGGCGUUUACAUUAUAGGUGAGGUGACCCUAGCUCCAUGGUUUGCCUUGCCUACCUGGGGCCCCCUGCCAUUAUGUAAACAGACCCUUUGAUACAAAUACAGAUGAUUGGGUUUUAAUAACUACACUUCCAAAUAAUUUCUAUGUUUUUUUCUGUUAUUAAUGUUUCUGUCUUUUUGGGUAUGGUAAUGUGCACGUAUGAAGUUGAAACAAAUGAAAAAUAAAAAUUACCCGGGAUAAAAAAAUAUCUAAAACAUAAAUAUGUACAUAGUUACGUAUCACAUUAUUUUUAGUGGUGUGUUCCCCGUACGAAACUGGCAGCGCUGUACAGCGCCACAAAAUCGCUUCAAAAUAGCUGUACAGCUAAAUUACAGCUGUUUAGCAGCGUUUUAGAAGCCAAACAGCAGCUUAAUUCAAGUUGCAGCGGGAUGCAAAAGCGCUGUGCAGCCUUUGAAGCUCUUGGCAGCGGUUUUGCAGCGCAGUUGCCGACUUUCAAAAGCUGCGAAGUAGCUGCAGUAACGCUACAAUUCAGCUGCGCUCGAUCUGAUAGCACAACGUUCUUGAGAUAACAUGAAUCGCCAGAAAAGCCUUGCCACAGAUUACGGCUUUUAUAACGAGAAAACUUUGACUGUACCUCUAAGAAAUGUGAGUAAGCUUGUGCGCAAGGAAGAUCACUUGUUGAAUAAACCUUCAAAUUCUAUGCUUUCAAUAAAUUUCAUUCCGUGACUGGCGAGUGUGGGAAUGUUAUCGUUAAUUCCUGGUGACAUUCUAGGCUGUAAUCUAAUUGGUCGGAGAUCCCACUUUUGCAUUUACAUCUCUAGACAAACAUUUGUGACCGUUGAAUGAAAGGCGCAAACAUUCAUACAAAUUUGUAAGUGUUUUGCAUCUAGUUCUGUUUCGAGAUGGAAGUUCUGUUGAUGUUUUGGAUGGAACAGCUCAAAGGUAUUUGUAAACAACGGCAAUGUACGGUGAAUUCUACGCGAAGUGCCGACGAAUCGAACCGGAGCAAGCAACACAGAUGCCAGAAUCUUCGCUGGGGUACGAAUGCAUUUACAAGAUUCAAACGUUCACCGAUAAUGUACGUUCCUUAGUCCAUUGUAAAUUUAACGAGGACCAAAGUAAGAUUUGGUUGAUUUCUUUCACGAAAAGUGUAGCAGAUCGUCGAUCAUGGACAAAACGUUAAGGUGAGCGAUGUCAGGCUUAACGUGUUGCAACGAAUCAAAAUAUCAUUUGGCUGUUGUCCGGUGUAAACUUUAUGUAGAACAGUCGCUGUUAUUCUCUUUAUUUUUAAAAAAAGAUAAACUUCAAUGUCUGCAUGUUAAUGGCAGUUCUUACAUUUAGAUGAGUGACCAUGACUGCUCAAUAUUUACAAAGCGAGACUGUUGCAGAUUUGUUAUGUCACUUGCUUUUGUAACGUGUACGCGUGGAUACUAAUAAAGUAUCAGUUCCAUUGUGACUUUCUAGUGGUUUUUACUCCUCCUAAGGCCUUGUCAACUUCUCUACCAUGUUUCGUGGUUAUUGUAUUAUUGAAGUCUGCAUUUCUUUUUUUUGUACUAACGAGUGGUAGGACAUUACCGGGAACAACAUUCUUUGUCUUAAAAUUCGAAGCCACUUUGCAGCAACUUUGCAGCGCAGAUCGUGAUUCGGGAAUUUUCUGCACCGCUGCAACAGCGCUGUUUAUCGCUGUCAAAGGGCUUUCCCUGCAGCGCGAAACAGCCAUUUUUUGCUACUGCUGCAGCCAGCCCUUUUGCAGCUCUUUUGUAGCGCUUCUUGAAGUCAUUCUGCAGCGCUGCAGCAGCGCUGCUCGUUUCGUACGGGUCAUUACACAACUCCAUUUGAUUAUUGAUAUGAUAAUCAUGUCUUUAUUGCAUGUUCAUGUAGUACAUCUAGCCAAGACAUCUACCUUUUUUUCUUUUGUAGCUUCUGGAGGUACUUGACUUAAAGGACAAGUACUUUCCGCAAUUUCAAGGAUGGCUUGAAGACGUUGUGCUACCGGUAUAUAAGAGAUUAAUGCAAGAAGCCGGUACAAGUGACAGUGUCGAGGGUAAUGGCCAAGAAAUGAUCUCGACAUUAACACAUCUCUUGGAACGUGUAGCAGAAGAUCCACGAAAGGUAAAAAAAUUAAUAAGUUUUGAUAAUAAAGCAGGGGUUUUUAAUUUAAAACAAAAACCAGGUUAGCCACAGAUGUGACCUUGACCUUUACACUUUGGUAAGAUGCAGUACUAUUAUUUUAAGUUAGCAAUAAUAAUGAAUUAAUGUACAUUGUAAUUUCCAGUUAAAUUUCCAACGAAGGUUAAAUUUUUUUUUGUGUUACAACAGACUGAGUACUGAAAUGAAUUUCAACAUGGUUUAAUUACAUGUGAUUGAAACAUUUGACAAAGAAAAUUUAGCAACCCUGCUUGAAUUAUUCUUGUUGUAGCAUUAUUGUACUUACUGUACAUACACAAACACUAUCACUGUUUUAAUAAUGAUUGAUUUUUCCCUUGAAACCAUUUGUUUUUACAGGCUUCUGGUUUCUUUGUACAACACGUUGUACCCAGAGCUUGUGGGUGCGGGGAUUGUGUUGCAUUUAAUGUGCCAGAAGCAUUGAGAUUCAUUGGACUACCUGGUGACGCGGCAGGUGCAAAGUUUCGUGCAUGGGUGAAGCAGUCCAAGAAUGGCUGCACCAACCGAAAAAUGAACCUGACUGUGGAAGCUGGACACACAAAAACAUUGACAUGCUGCCAUGUUAAGAAAAGUGUUUUUUCCAAUGAUUUGCUACAGAAAGUACAGAAAGGUCAGUUUUUUUUGUUAAUACGUGUACCUGUUGUAAUAGUGCUUUGC